AUAGUAUAAAGUUUAUACGUUAAACCAUAAUUGAAGUCUACUCAGUUGUGCCAGAUUAUAUUUACAAUACUCAAAAUGAAGUGGUCAAUUUUGGGAUGGAGGGCCAACCACGACACCGGUGCCGCUCAUGAGGCUAGUAUUAACGCCGAAGCUGACCGUAGACGAGGUAAACCAUGGGAAAAGGACGUUAAUGCCGAGCUGACCAUAUACGGGGCUGAUUUUCACGUUCACACCAUAAAGUUGGAAACCGACUACGGGGGCGGUAUCGGGACAGUGGGGGCCGAGGGUCCCAACGCGGGCAUUGACGUGGGCGUUAAAACAGGCACCGAUUUCACCGGGGUCGCCUUAAUGGCAGAGGCUAGUGCGAUAAAGGCCGAGGUUACAUUAGGUCCGGCCUACUUGUCGGGCAAUAUUAACGCCAACACCGGGGUUAAAAUGGGGUCGGGCGGGUUUCAAUUGAAUAUACUAGGGUGGGGCGCCACGUUAGGUGUGGGCGGCCGUUGA
This is a messenger RNA of Oppiella nova, 504 nucleotides long. NCBI's taxonomy places the organism in Eukaryota, Metazoa, Arthropoda, Arachnida, Sarcoptiformes, Oppiidae. The record is from the annotation of a GenBank genome assembly.